CUUCUGUCGCCAUGGUGGAGCAGGGAGACGAGGCUCCGCUGCUUUGCUGGGCCGAGGGCCCCGCCGUGUCCCCGCCGCAGCGUGUCGCGCAGCGUGCCGCACAGCCCCAGCACGGCAACCGGGAGGGCCGCCCGGAGCAGCAGGAGGACGAGCAGGGGGACCGGGGGGACCAGGAGGACGAGGAGGAGGAGGACCACAUCGUCGCCGUCUUCGUCGUCACCUUCGAUCCCCGCACCGGCAACAUGGUGGAGUGGUGCUUGCCCCAAGAUAUUGACUUGGAAGGAGUCGAGUUCAAAUCCAUGGCCAGCGGGUCCCACAAAAUCCAGUCAGAUUUCAUAUACUUCCGAAAAGGGGCCUUCUUCGGCCUGGCCUGCUUCGCCAACAUGCCCGUGGAGAGCGAGCUGGAGCGCGGUGCCCGCAUGAAGUCUGUGGGCGUUCUGUCUCCUUCCUACACCCUGCUCUACCGUUACAUGCACUUCUUGGAGAACCAAGUUCGACACCAGCUGGAGACGCCCGGAUACUACUCUCACCUGGCCGCUUUCUACGAAGACAAGAAAGGCGUGCUCCCCGUGGGCAAGGACGCCCUGAACUCCCGGCAACCCGUCCACUGGCUCCCCUCCAUCCACAGAUACAUGUACCCAGAGAUGAAGAUCACCCACCCGGCCGGCUGCAUGUCCCAGUUCAUCAAGUUCUUCGGGGAGCAGAUCCUGGUCCUCUGGAAGUUUGCCCUGCUCCGCAAACGCAUCCUCAUCUUCUCGCCCCCACCCGUGGGAGUGGUGUGCUACCGAGUGUACUGCUGCUGCUGCUUGGCCAACGUGUCUCUGCCUGGGGUCGGGGGCACCGUGCCUGACUCCAAGCCCUUCUUCUACGUGAACGUGGCCGACAUCGACAGCCUGCAGACCCAAGGUUCCUAUGUGGCCUGCACGACGGAGAAGAUCUUCGAGGAGAAGCGGGAUCUGUACGACGUCUACGUGGACAACCAGAACGUGAGGACGCACCACGAGCAUCUGCAGCCCCUGCUGAAGGUCAACGGCGCCGACAAGGAGAAAUACCGGCGGCUCAACGACCAGAGGCAGAUGUUGCUCUAUUCCCAGGAGGUGGGAGAAGACAGCACCUCCUGCGAAGAGGAUCUCUUCAUCCUCUUCUUCAUGGAGCAGAACAACCGGAUAUUCCAGACUCUGCUGGAGGUGUCGGCGAGCCAGGAUAAGACGCUGACGGCCGAGCACGCCCGGGGCAUGGGCCUGGACCCCCAGGGAGACCGGAGCUUCCUCAUGGACCUUCUGGAGGUGUACGGCAUCGAUGUCAUGCUGGUCAUCGAUAACCCCUGCUGUCCCUAGGGGACACGGGACCCCCCCCAUGGGACCCCACCACCGUCCAGGGGCCGGCACCAACCGCUCCCAUUUUUAUUUAAUAGGUUUCUACAGAAAGGUAUUUAUAGAGCUCCCACCCAUUUUCCUCCCCGUCCCGCCGUGCACCGAUCUCCCCCCGGGUUCGGACCUCUGGCAACCGACAGUCCCCGGCACUGUGUUACUGCUUUUGGGUUUCAGUCUGCCCUUGUGAGGCCGGAGGUGGAGGCGGGAGAGGCCUGGCCUCUCCAGGGGGUCCAGGGAGCAGGCUCAGGGCUGAGCGGGCACAGGGCGGGGAAGGGAUGGGAGCAGCAUACCUGAUGGGAGAGCCAUUUCCCCUCGGCGUCGGUCUUGGGAGCCCCCAACAGCGGUUUAGGGCAUCACCUACAGCCCGGACUGAGGCCCCGAGGUGCUCCCGAUGACCGACGGCCCGUGUCCGGCCGGUUUCUCGAGCUUCGCGGGCCGGAGCGUCCGCUGGCUUGUUCUCUAGGACUCAGGAGAGGUCAAAGUUCAGCGGGCUCCCUCAGCCUCCAAUUUCCCCUUUAGCGCUUCUUGUUUUCCCAAGUUUCAGCUCCGACCGGUGGCGAGUUCCCACGGGGAGUGACUUCCCCGUUCGGCCCAGCCGAGAGCGGUCCGAGUUCCACAGUUGGCGUUGGGGGGUCCCAGCCAAGGAAUCCCGCCACCUUCAGCUGCUCCCUCCGGGCCCAGGAGGGUUCCUUGAUCCCGGCCCGGAGGAAGAGGGUCUCAGGAGCUGGGAAGUCCCCAGCAGCCAGGGGAGAAAGGGGUGCGGGGUUGGGGCGCCGUGGUCGUGGAAGGUCAUGGUGCCCCCCGCUUUGCUGGGGUCGG
Messenger RNA from Tachyglossus aculeatus (Australian echidna), 2192 nucleotides. It is a transcript of the gene DENND11, whose product is annotated as DENN domain containing 11. The record is from RefSeq and is a predicted model, not a curated record. The transcript is spliced from 9 exons. NCBI's taxonomy places the organism in Eukaryota, Metazoa, Chordata, Mammalia, Monotremata, Tachyglossidae. Gene Ontology annotation, cellular component: cytoplasm. The coding region runs from base 12 to 1337 and encodes 441 amino acids.